This is a messenger RNA of Pygocentrus nattereri (red-bellied piranha), 2101 nucleotides long. RefSeq lists its product as uncharacterized. Bases 39 to 1301 code for a protein of 420 amino acids. The transcript has 7 exons. NCBI's taxonomy places the organism in Eukaryota, Metazoa, Chordata, Actinopteri, Characiformes, Serrasalmidae. The record is from RefSeq and is a predicted model, not a curated record.
CAUGGAAAGCAGAUUGAUUUUCUAAACUUCAGUCCAGAAUGAACAUCCUCCUUCUCCUCACCCUCUGUCGGGUCUCAGAUGCUUGGAGUAUAGAACAUUUAACUGCUGUUCUAGGAGAGACUGUAACUAUCAGCUGUAACUAUCCUGAGAAGUUCAAGAGCAAACCCAAGUGUUUAGCCAAAAGAUUUGAUGACUCCCAUACCAUAGUGGUCAGUACCACAGAGGCUCCAAAAGGCAGAUUCUCCAUUUCUGAUGACAGAAGGUCUAACACCAUAAGUGUGAACAUCAUUAAUGUGACACAAGAAGAUUCAGGAGAUUAUUCCUGUAAAGUGAUGAAAGGAAACACCUUGAGAUGGAUUUAUCUUGAAAUUAUUGCAAGACCAAGUUCAACUCUGAAACCAACAACCUACAGGCACACAUCUCCACUAGGAACAACGUUUACAUCUAAAGGACAAUUCACAAGAUCAAGUUCAACUCUGGAACCAACAACCUACAGGAACACAUCUGUAGGGCAAACAGCAUUUACAUUUGAUGAACAAUUCAGUUUCGCCAUCAUCACUGCGUGUUUCUUUAUAGCUCUAAUACUGCUUGGAGGAUUAUUUAUGAUGAAAUACAGACAGAGACAGCACAAGACACAUGCUGCGAUCACUCGCUGUGUAGAUUCUGCUUGUAGAGGCCAAAAAACAACAGGUGGCGAUGAUGAAAAUGAUCCACCUAGACCAAACACCAAACAAUCAAAUUCAGAUCAUCAGAGCCCAAACUCCAACAUGAGCCAAUCGGCCAGUCUAUCAGGUUCAGACUACAAGAAACCAAACUCAUACCCUAACCAAUCACUUCCAGUCUACCAGAGUACAAAAUUCAACAACCGAUCAAAUUCUGACACAAGCCAAUCAGACUCAGACUAUGAGAAUCCAAACCCAUACCCUAACCAAUUAAAUUCAGCUUCCCAGAGCCAAUCAGAUUCAGUUUACCAGAGUCCAAACUCUGACACAAGCCAAUCAGAUUCAGACUAUGAGGAUCCAAACUCAUUCCUUAGCCAAUCACUUUCAGCCUACCAGAGCCCAAACUCCAACACCAAGCAAUCAGAUUCAGUCUACAAAAGUCCAAACUCUGACACAAGCCAAUCAGAUUCAGACUACGAGAAUCCAAACCCAUACCCUGGCCAAUCACUUCCAGCCUACCAGAGUCCAAACUCCAACACCAACCAAUCAGAUUCAGUCUACCAGAGUUUAGACCCUAAAACAAAGGACAUAAAUUCAGUCUACCACACUUUAGGUCCUAGACAUAUUAUAUUUAAGUAGGGCUGGCCCAAAUAAUUUGAUUACCUGAGCACUCAGGUAAUCAAAUUUGUGACUCUGUCCUUAGUUUAUUUACUGAAAGCAUUGAUUUCUUACACAAUAAUUUUAAUCUUAAAUAAAUUUUACCAGCAGAGUCGCUAAAAUAGAGAAAUUGUUAAUACAUAUGAAAAAAUUAUAGCUGGUUUAGUUUAAAAUGCAUCUUAUCUUCAAGUUCAUUUCAGGCAUCUCACCUUGUCAUAGAGCACCCCUUGUCAUGGGGACACAGAAGCUAAAAGGUAAAGCAUGUGUGCAACUGAUGACAGAUGUCUAGCACUGAUUAAGAGACUAAAAUGCUCCAAAUAUUAGCUUUUUGAAAUAUAUUAUUAUUUCAUUAUAAUAUAUUAUAUGCACAAAAAGUGCUGCUGGGUCAGCCCUAGAUUUCAAUGAUCAAACCUUUGGUGCCAAAAUAAAACAUUCUAGCAUGAAUAUGAGAAAAUGAAAGAACUUACAUAGAACGAUCACCUGUAGCAUAAUUAAGUGAAUGUGCAUUUCCGUUCUUAAUUUUACAAAAAAAAAAAAAAAGACUAAUAUAAAUUUUUCCUCUGCAUACUGUAAAAGUGUCAAUAUGUUGUAUAUAUUUGCUGAUUCAUUGGUUAAACAGGCAGUUCAAACUCUGCUGUAGUAUAGAAUGUCACCUCUACUGCCUAAAAUGACAUGAAAACCACUCAUUUUAGAUCAUUUCAUGAAUGUUGAUCAGCAGGUAUGUCACUGCAAGAGUUUCAAUUAUGUGAUUUAAUAUAAAUAAAUUACACAAGACAUUUUGA